Brachypodium distachyon (stiff brome) is the source of this 1457-nucleotide messenger RNA. Its product is annotated as GDSL esterase/lipase At1g28600. The record is from RefSeq and is a predicted model, not a curated record. The coding region runs from base 135 to 1298 and encodes 387 amino acids. The transcript has 3 exons. Lineage: Eukaryota; Viridiplantae; Streptophyta; Magnoliopsida; Poales; Poaceae. Gene Ontology annotation, molecular function: hydrolase activity, acting on ester bonds.
CUCAGUUCUGCCCUGCCUGAGCCUGAAUUGGAGACUUGGAUGAGGCUAUAUAUAUAAUGGAGUACAUAUAUGGAGCUUGCUAUAAGCUAGCUCGAGAAACCGUCAAUACACUUUAAUUAUUUAAGCAAAUCACCAUGGCAGAAGCGUCUCUGUCGACGUCUCCGCCUCUGAAGCUCGUCGUCGCAGUGGCCAUGACGGUGCUUCUUCUCGUGUUUUCCCAGCAAGCUGCCGCGGCGCCGGCGCCGGGGAAGAAGAACUCUUGCUACAAGCGUCUCUUCAGCUUCGGCGACUCGCUGAUCGACACGGGCAACUUCAUCCAGUACUCCACGGCGCCGGGCCCCGUCACGAGGUCGCCCUACGGCGAGACCUUCUUCGGCCGCCCCACCGGCCGCUGGUCCGACGGCCGCCUCAUCGUUGACUUCAUCGUGGAGAGGCUGGGGUUUCCCUACUGGCCGGCGUACCUACAAGCGUCCAACAAGACGAAGGAGGAGUUCCAGUACGGCGCAAACUUCGCCGUAGCGAGCGGCACGGCCUUAAACCAGCUGCUAUUCCGAAAGAAGCACCUCAACGUCAACCAGAUCACCCCAUACUCCCUCGGCAUCCAGAUCAAAUGGUUCAAAAACUUGCUCCCAAAGCUCGCCGCCACCGCCGACGAGCGGCGGGAGCUGAUGGCGAGCUCGUUGUUCCUGGUGGGGGAGAUCGGCGCCAACGACUACAACCACCCGUUCUUCCAGAACAGGACGCUCGAUUGGGUGAAGCCGCUCGUGCCAAAGGUCAUCCGGUCCAUAACGCUCUCCAUCGAGGCUUUGAUCGGGUUAGGGGCUAAGAAUGUUUAUGUGCCGGGGAUUUUUCCUUUGGGGUGUGUCCCGCGGUACCUCUUCUUCUUCCGUGGCGGUGAACCGGGUGACUAUGAUUCUGCUGGUUGCCUCCGGUGGCUUAACGACCUCACGCGCCUCCAUAAUCGCUUGCUCAAGGCCAAACGCGAGGAGCUCCAUCAUGAGCACCCCGACGUGUCCAUUACCUAUGCGGACUACUAUGACGAGGUUCUCACCGCCCCGGCCCAAAACGGAUUCAACAAGGAGACGGUGCUACACGCGUGCUGCGGCGGAGGCGGGCCGUACAACGCCAACUUCACGAUCCACUGCACGGAGCCAGGGGCCGUGCAGUGCCCGGACCCGUCCAAGUACGUGUCGUGGGACGGCCUCCACAUGACGGAGGCCGUGUACAGGAUCAUGGCCCGUGGGUUACUCGACGGCCCCUUUGCCAUGCCGCCGAUCAUGUCCAGAUGUAGCGCAUAAUACUGUUUACGACCUACUACGGAGGCUUAAUUGACUGGCGCGUCUUUGUUUUGCGUCUCUCUGGUAAUUGUUGGAACGAGAAACCGUGAAUAAUUGUCUAUGCGUAAGUAUAGCUUUUGUCUCGAAUUUCAGUUAAAUGUGAAUCUCGGUUUUAUUUGA